Molecule: messenger RNA, 3103 nt
Organism: Cuscuta campestris
Lineage: Eukaryota; Viridiplantae; Streptophyta; Magnoliopsida; Solanales; Convolvulaceae
Source: the annotation of a GenBank genome assembly
CUAAUUCUCACUUAACUCCAUCUUGCUUUUUCGAGAGCCUGAGACUGAGAGGGAUUCGCCGAGAGCCUACGCCAUUCGCAGACUCCCAGCCAUCGCCAAGAUCGGCGUCUCUCCUUCGGCGUCUCGCCUUCUACAUCUCCCCUUCGCCGUCUCGCAGUCCCAACCAUCUCAAUCUGCGGCGUCUCACCUUCGCCGUCUCGCAGAGCCGACUCCCGGACCGAAAGAAAUCAGGUGUGGAGAUACUUUUGUCAUGGGUGAGCGGGAGAGACACAGAAUCUUAAUGGUGUCUGAUUUUUUCUAUCCCAAUUUUGGUGGUGUAGAGAAUCACAUUUAUUAUUUAUCUCAAUGCUUGAUGAAGCGGGGUCAUAAGGUUAGGGUUUAACGUAAUAAUUCACAUUGCUCUCAUUAAGGUUCAAUUCCCUUAGUAAUCUAGUGUUUGUUAGUAUUUGAUACAAAAUUCGUACAUGCUCUAACCAGCAACCCUAAAAGAAAUGAAAAUAGAGUUUUCCCCCAUAUUUGGCAUGAUUGCAUAAGUAGGAAUUUGUGAUAUCCCUUGUGUAUCGGUGUAUGGCUACGGUGAAAAAUGAAGACACUUAGCUAGGUGGAUUUGCAUAGACAGUUUGCAGCAAACUAAUAGUCCCAAAGAAAUCGGCCCUUUUUGGAUUUCCUCCAUUAGAAAAAUGGGUCAAUAUGAGAAACAAAUGGACAUUUUAAGAUUUUAUUGCGGGACAGAAUUCUUUAGAAGAAGGUUUGUAGCCAAUUAAUUAAUCCUGAUGAAUCGUUCUCUUCUAUAGUACUGUUUAUAGGGAGUUAGCCUUCUUAAAAAAUGUAAAAAGGCACCACAACACAUCCAACCUUAUUACUUAAAUUCUUCUAACAGAAAAAAAUCAAUAACAAUGUCUUAUGCACCAUCAACACAGAUGAAACAAUUGGGUGAAACAUUAAAGCAUAGUUUUCCAUAAAGAUGGUUCUUAAUACAGUGCAAUCGUUAUGCUCUUUUCUAUGAAGUUAGGUGGUGAUUAUGACUCACGCUUAUAAAAACCGAUCCGGGGUGAGAUAUAUGACAGGAGGAUUGAAAGUUUACUAUGUACCCUGGAAGCCCUUUCUUAUGCAGAAUACACUACCAACCUUUUAUGGUACACUUCCUAUCGUAAGGACUAUUCUCAUCAGGGAAGAAGUGUCAUUGGUUCAUGGACAUCAAGCCUUCUCUACUCUUUGCCAUGAAGCUCUGAUGCAUGCACGUACCAUGGGAUACAAAGUUGUAUUCACUGAUCAUUCCCUUUAUGGAUUUGCUGAUGUGGGAAGCAUUCACAUGAACAAGGUACUGCAGUUUACUCUAGCUGAUGUAACUCAGGCUAUUUGUGUUUCUCACACAAGCAAAGAGAACACAGUAUUAAGAUCAGGGUUGCCACCGGAAAAAGUUUUCGUCAUUCCUAAUGCUGUGGAUACCGCCAUGUUCAAGCCUGCUCCAGAAAAACUCAGCCAGGAGGAAAUUACUAUAGUUGUGAUAAGUAGAUUAGUUUAUAGGAAGGGGGCAGAUUUGCUUGUUGAGGUUAUCCCUGAAGUAUGCCAUUUACAUCCCAAUGUCCGCUUCAUUAUUGGAGGAGAUGGACCUAAACGAGUGCGCUUGGAAGAGAUGAGGGAAAAGCAUUCUCUCCAAGAUCGAGUUGAGAUGCUGGGAGCCGUGCCACAUGCUAAAGUACAAUCAGUACUGAUAACUGGCCAUAUUUUCUUGAAUAGGUAUAUCAUAUUCGUUUUGGGAUGUGUGCCUCUGUGGCUCAUCAGAGAGCAUUGGGUUAUUAUGUAUGCAGCUUUUAUGGGAGUAUCCUGAUUCCUGAUCUUAUACAUCAACUUUAAAACGGGAUGACUUAUGAGAGAAAAGGAUAAGUAAGCACAAAGACAUCCAUGACAACUCACAGUUUAUGCUCAGAGGAAUAAGUAAUGCCAAAGGCAUUCGCAUUUCAUUGUUUCAUACCAGUAGUAUUUUACAAAGCAUACAAGCUUUUUGACUUCUGAGAGUUCAUACGAUCAUGAUUUACACAGUUUUCUGUAUGUCUUAGUGUCUAUGGUAACAAGUUGCUUUAUUCUUACUCUAUCUUUUCCCCGACAUUUUUCUUUACCUAAUUCUUACAAUUUGUGUACUAGCUCUUUAACAGAAGCAUUUUGUAUAGCUAUACUAGAAGCUGCAAGUUGUGGAUUGUUGACAGUCAGUACACGUGUCGGAGGAGUUCCUGAAGUUCUUCCAGAUGAUAUGAUUGUUCUUGCUGAGCCAGAUCCUAGUGAUAUGGUACGAGCAAUCACAAAGGCAAUCUGCAUGCUUCCCCAAAUUGAUCCAAUUUUUAUGCACAACCGUAUGAAGAAACUGUAUAGCUGGCAUGAUGUUGCCAAGAGGACAGAGAUUGUGUAUGACCGUGCUCUAAAACACUCAAAUCCUCCUCUAUUAGAACGACUGUCUAGAUACCUCACAUGUGGAGCUUGGGCAGGGAAACUGUUUUUCAUAGUCAUGUUAAUUGACUUCUUGUUAUGGUGUCUACUACGACUCUGGCAGCCUGACACUGAGAUUGAAGUGGUGCCAGACAUUCCUUUGCUGAAACCGCAACAUGGAAAGAUGCCACAUGGUUCUAAUGAGGGGUAAAACAUUUCGACGACAUACUCAGCUCAAUCUCGGUAAUGAAAAUUUUGCACUUUUUUUUUUUAUUUAGAAAAUCGUGUAACUUGAGAAGAAUGUGUUGAAAGACUAACCAUCAGGUAAAUGUAGUAUGGGACAAUGUGUGUCUGUAGUAAGGCUAUUCUAUACCAAGUUCUGUAGUAAGAAACACCAAGUUCCCAUUCCCAGGCAUACUGGUGGAUGAACUGGCGAAUUAAUGGCAUCACAAUGUACCUGAGAAGGUUCAAAUAUCAGAAUGACUUUAAUUAGGAUUGAAGGCCUUACACUUCAUCAGUUGCAAUUGGCAGAUUCAAGAGGAACAGGAAAGCCGGUGAGCGAUGAAUGGUGAAUUGGCAGCCGGCGAGACUGUGGUUUAUGCAGAAGAGGAGAAAGACGGAAGCUGCUGGAUUGAAAAAUACUCUGUAUGGUUUCUUUGAGUAAACUACUGGGGGCAAG